AUUGGAGAAAGCCAAAGAGGUACGGGUAUACUAUUGAGCAAGGGGAGAGACAGAGGGGGAGAGAGGCAGAGGGGAGGGUGACUAAGUGAAUGCAGUUUGCCGUCGCGUGUCGCUGCGAAGCGAAGUCCACACACAGGCGGACGUAUUGGACCUGAAUCAACAAAUGGAUACAGAAAAAACUGGAUGUACACUGCAUAUGAGGAGACAAUAAGGGAGGAGGAAGUCUUUUUUUUUUUUCUUCAUAUCCUUUUAUCUUUGCAUCAGAUACUGCUGUGAGGAACCCAGAGGGAGGGAAAGGAAGAAUAGCGGACAACAUUUCUCUCUAACACCCUUGGAAGCUGUAGAGCUGUAAGCCAGAAUGGAGUCGACUGUGGGACUCGCAGGGAUUGAAUAUAUGCUCAUGCCGGUGUGUGUGAGUGUGUGAGCUGAUAUUAGCAGCCCCAUUGGUAUUCAGUGGAGGGAGCUCCAGGAUCUCGCUGCGCCUUUCCCCAGGAUGGGAUCACAGAGCGGGGAUUGUGCUCGCCUGUGGAGAGCCUGCUGAAAUGGAUCUGAAGCCUUGCAGAGAUGGACACCAAAACGGCAGCAUGGAAGCCAACAUCCACCCUCCAGCGACUAGCUUUCCACACCUAACCACCUCCAUCUCCAGCCAUCAGCUCGAACCAUCCCAGCAAAGACCCCACAUGCAGAGUUGAGGACGGACAAGCUAGACUGAGAUACCAGAAGCCGUCUACAGGAAGUAGAGAAAAGCAGAGGGUGACAUGCCUCAGAGGAGUUAACUAACAGCAAACCAAUCAACCUGUUGAGCAUACGAUUGACUUCAUCUGAAAUGAAAUAGGCUGCAGUGAUGCUUGAGCAAUGGUAUGGAGCUCUUGGACAUGUCUGAAUUUAUCGCCCGGAUAUCCUAUCAAGAUUACGACACUUUCCUGCACACCUCAGAGAUGGGCUACUUUUCCAGAUUGGCUUGUGGGCAAAAGCGAGUAAUUGAAAAUCCCCCCUUGAGAGGUUCUGAUUUGUUGUGGGGUAGGAUGGCUUUUUUUUGAAGGAACCAUUAUUAAAAAACAACAACAACAACCUCCCUUUUUCCCACAUUUUUCCCUUUUUUCUUUUUCACCAUCUUUCUCACUCAUUGCGGGGAAAUACAUUAUGAAGCAGCACCAUUCUUCUUCAUUCUCCCUCGGUGACGGAGAGAUAGGAGGGCCAGACUGUCCAGAAUAGAUAACAAGCAAGGAGACUGGCACUGAGGAGAGGAGAAGGGGAAAAAUAGAAGGAAAUAGAAGGAAACAUGUAGAGAGAGAAAGAAGAAGAGGAAGCAAGAAAAGAAAAAUUGAGAAUUAACUGGGAUUGUUUGAAAUCCUCUUGAAGACUUAGAGUCUCUUUCUAAUUCGCCUGUGCCGUAUUGGAUGCUAGUUAGUGCAAUGUGCAGGGGAGGGGUCAGGAUUCACACCAGGGGGGGCACUUGAGCAGGAGAGGAGGGUUAUGUCCCCCCUGCACCUGCCUGGUCUGUAUCUUAGUGUUUGACAGGAAGACAGACUGAAAGAUGGCCCGGUUAACAGACAGCUAUACUGACAGACGAGCUCUGAGACUGGUAAGAUAGACAGACAGACAGACAGACAGGUACACAGCCUAUUCCAAGUGUCAGGCACAGUAGACAGCGUGCGAUUCAUUGUCAUUCUAUGCAGUGAGUGAGGAGUAGACAGAGAAAAGGAAAGAAAGAAGAGGAGCAUCCCUGUCUUUGUAGCUUCUGGAGAAUCUCACUUAAUUUGCAUCCACCUCAGUCAGUACUGUGACAAGCCCAUGGACUAAAAACAGACUGGGAAGGGAGGGGGCUUUACUAGAAAGGAAAUACAGGUUGGAGAGAUAGAGACAGAGAGAGAGAGAGAGAGAGAGAGAGAGAGAGAGAGACAGAGAGAGAGACAGAGAGAGAGGGAGGCAGGCAGAGAAACAGAGGGAGAGAGCAGGUGUCGGAAAUCCUCCCCUUCAUCUGCUUGUCAUUUACUCCUUUAUGUUCUCUCGUCGUCUGGCGAGGUGAUUGGUUUUCUGAUGCCGGCGUUCCUCUGCUCAUAGGCCCUCCGCAACCCAGAGAAAAACAAGAGGUGAGCACACAGAGGAAAGCAAAAAAGACAGCAUAAAAGGAAAGGUGGAGCCCCAUUUUGAUUGACUAAUUUUUCACCCUUUCCUUUUCUCAUUUGUCAAGACGGGCUGUUGUUAUUUUUUUCUCACUUUUUUUCUUAAAGUAAGAGAUAGAAAGAAGAAAAACACCGGCCCAAUCAAUCCCUCAUUUUCUUUGUACACAGAAUUGAACCGCUCCUUCCAUUAAUUGUUGAUUUUCCGUGACUUGCUCUAAAGGGAUUAUUUUCUUCAUCUGAGUAUAAACACCGGAAUCCUCCAGAUUCCUUCUAUAUGUCCUCACCCCCAAUGACACAGUGUGAACCCCUCUGACUCCUCCACGGCACCCCACACACACACACACACACACACACACCCCUUUGGCUGAAGUGCUAAAACCCUGUGGUCUCAGAUCUCAAAGCCACUACAGCGAUAAUAUGGGACAACGCUUCUGAUACCAUCUGAUUCAUUCUGUGGGGGUACAGGCAGCCAGCAGACCAUUCUCCAUGAGGAGCAGUAGAAGAUGCCGGCUCUGCCAGCACUGCUGCUGUCAAUACACUUCCUCUCCUUCCUGCUAGUCACCAUGCCUCCACGCUCCCUCAGUCAGGCCCCUUUGCUCUCCUCCGUUCGAAUGGCGGCAAUCCUGGAUGACCAGUCAGUGUGUGGGCGUGGGGAGCGGCUGGCGCUGGCCCUGGCCAGGGAGAACAUCAACAGCGUGAUGGAGGGUCCGUCCCGAGCCCGAGUGGAGGUGGACAUAUAUGAGCUGCAAAAAGACUCCCAGUACGACACUACUGACACCAUGUGUCAGAUUCUACCCAAAGGCGUCGUUUCUGUGAUAGGUCCCGCCUCCAGCCCCGCCUCUGGCUCUACUGUCAGUCAUAUAUGUGGAGAGAAGGAGAUCCCUCAUGUGAAGAUUGGUCCGGAGGAAACUCCCCGAUUGCCGUACCUGCGUUUUGCCUCUGUCACUCUGUACCCUAGCAACGAGGACCUGAGCUUGGCCAUAGAAGCCAUCUUGCGCUCGUUCAGUUACCCCUCAGCCAGCCUGGUCUGUGCCAAGGCUGAGUGUCUGCUGAGAUUGGAGGAACUGGUCCGCCGCUUUCUCAUCUCUCGGGAGACGCUGUCAAUCAGGAUGCUGGAUGACAACCUGGACCCUACGCCGCUGCUGAAGGAGAUCCGUGAUGACAAAGUGGCCACCAUCAUCAUUGAUGCUAACGCUUCUAUCUCUUAUCUCAUCCUCAAGAAGGCAUCAGAGCUGGGGAUGACAUCGGCAUUUUACAAGUACAUCCUCACCACCAUGGACUUCCCACUCCUGAGACUGGAUGAUAUAGUGGAUGAGCAGUCCAACAUUGUGGGUUUCUCCAUGUUUAACACCACCCAUCCCUUUUAUUUGGAGUUCAUCAGGAGCCUCAACCUGUCUUGGAGGGAGGGAUGUGACCUAACGUACCCCGGACCUGCGCUCUCGUCAGCGCUGAUGUUUGAUGCGGUGCAUGUGGUGGUGGGGGCGGUAAGGGAAUUGAACCGCAGUCAGGAAAUCGGUGUGAAGCCACUCAGCUGCACCUCACCUCAGAUCUGGCAACACGGGACCAGUCUUAUGAACUACCUGCGCAUGGUGGAGUAUGAUGGUCUGACAGGCCGUGUGGAGUUUAACAGCAAAGGUCAGAGGACCAACUACACCCUGCGGAUCCUGGAGAAACACAGAGGAGGCCACAAAGAGAUCGGGGUCUGGUACUCCAACAACACCCUGGCAAUGAACUCCACCAGCUUGGAUAUCAAUGUCUCAGAGACGCUGGCAAACAAGACACUCAUUGUCACCACCAUACUGGAGAGCCCAUAUGUGAUGCGCAGAGACAACUACCAGGACUUCCAGGGCAACGACCAGUAUGAGGGCUUCUGUGUCGACAUGCUGAAGGAGCUCGCAGACAGCUUAAAAUUCUCCUUCAAGAUCAAGCUGGUGGAUGACGGGCUGUAUGGAGCUCCAGAGCCCAACGGCUCUUGGACUGGCAUGGUUGGAGAGCUCAUCAACAGGAAAGCAGACCUGGCCGUAGCAGGCUUCACCAUCACAUCAGAGAGAGAGAAGGUUAUCGACUUCUCUAAGCCGUUCAUGACCCUGGGGAUCAGCAUCUUGUACCGAGUUCAACUGAGUCGGAAGCCGGGAUACUUCUCCUUCCUCGAUCCCUUCUCUCCAGCUGUCUGGCUCUUCAUGCUGCUCGCCUACCUGGCUGUCAGCUGUGUGCUCUUCCUGGCUGCAAGGCUGAGCCCCUAUGAGUGGUACAACCCUCACCCGUGUCUGCGAGAUCGCAGGGACAUGGUGGAGAACCAGUAUACACUGGGAAACAGCCUGUGGUUCCCUAUUGGCGGCUUCAUGCAGCAGGGAUCAGAGAUAAUGCCCAGAGCGCUGUCCACCAGAUGUGUUAGUGGGGUGUGGUGGGCAUUCACCCUGAUCAUCAUCUCCUCCUACACGGCCAACUUGGCAGCCUUCCUGACCGUCCAGAGGAUGGAGGUUCCCAUCGAGUCUCCGGACGACUUGGCCGACCAGACCAACAUCGAGUAUGGCACCAUCCACGGAGGGAGCACCAUGACCUUUUUCAUGAACUCACGUUAUCAGACCUACCAGCGGAUGUGGAACUACAUGUACUCCAAGCAGCCCAGUGUAUUUGUGAAAAGCACAGAGGAGGGCAUCGCCCGCGUGGUCAACUCCAAGUACGCCUUUCUGAUGGAGAGCACCAUGAACGAGUACUACCGCGGCCGCAACUGUAAUCUCACAAAGAUAGGAGGCCUGCUGGAUACCAAGGGCUAUGGCAUUGGCAUGCCACUGGGGUCUCCGUUCAGAGAUGAGAUCACGCUGGCCAUCCUCCAGCUGCAGGAAAAUAACAGGCUGGAGAUACUGAAGAGGAGAUGGUGGGAGGGAGGCCGAUGCCCCAAAGAGGAGGACCACCGUGCAAAGGGUCUGGGCAUGGAGAACAUUGGGGGCAUCUUCGUGGUGCUGAUCUGUGGCCUCAUCAUUGCCGUGUUUGUGGCCAUUAUGGAGUUUGUGUGGUCAACACGGCACUCUGCAGAGACAGAUGAGGUGUCUGUCUGUCAGGAGAUGAUCACAGAGUUCCGAAACGCCGUCUCCUGUAAGAAGACCUCCCGUAUGCGCCGCCGUCGGCCCCUCAGCAGCUCAGCAGCCCUGCGUCAUCCCACACGCAUAGCUCUGGGGGCCCCUCGGCCCCUGCGCCUGGUCCGGGAGAUGCGCCUCAGCAACGGCAAGCUCUACAGUGGAGCUGGCCCGCUGACAGGUGGAGCUGGAGGUGGAGGAGGUGGAGCAGGAGAGACGGGGCCUCCCGAUCUGGGCCCUGGGCCCCAACGGAUUCCAGAUGAUCCACUAGGGGCCAACACCACCCCUCCUCCACCAGCCCCUACCCCUGUGAUGCUGCCUGCCCGGAGCUGCACCCAUGUGCGGAUCUGCCAGGAGUGCCGGAGGAUCCAGAGCCUAAGAUCAGGAUCAACCACAACAAGAAUACCACCUUCAUCUGCACCCUUGCCGAGGCUACCCCCACCCCCACCCCCAUCUUCAUCCAACACAGACAGUGAAGGCGGAGGGGGUGCCAGCCCUAGGCGGCAUCACCACAGCCCCCUGCCUCAUACCUCCCGACCCAUUCCACCUCCACAGAACAGCAACACCACAGACCUACUGGGCGACCAGGACUGAGACUAGAUGCAAUGGGCAGAGUGAGAGGGUUGCAGGGAGCUGGUGAAGUGUGAGGAACAUUUGUGCUGCGGAGAGAAACACUGCUUGUUUCCACAGUUUAAAUUCAUCGGAGAACAAGAGGGAGAGAUGGAGGGACAAAACGUUGAACUCUGCGAGGUCAGCCAAUAGAAAAUGAGACAACCUUUCAAAAGGAGAAUAAAGGAGGGAAACUUGAAACAGUUGAGCUUGAGGCCUACAGACAGAACUGGGUACAAGCACACUGUGAGAUGGUUGUCAGUUAAGCUUCUGUAAUCAACUCCGGAAAACAGUUCAGUUUGGACAAAUCUGAGCAGAAAUGCACAUGACCAGAUGGUGGUUUCUAUUGGCCUCGUUUUUUUUCUCCCCCUCUCACUUCGCCUUUAGAUUUGAGGGUGUUGAUUUACUUCCACAGAUAUUCCCUGGAAGCUUUCUACCCCUCUAGUAAAAUGAAGCCUUGUUGGAGGACAUACUGUUUCCGAAUGUGAUUAAAAACAGCAACUAAAAGACUUCCCGAGAAUUAUUCCUGUUUUUUUUCUUUUGUUGUCUUUUUUGUUUUGUUACCAUUGUUCUAAGUGGGAAUUACAGAGUUAAAUACAGACUAUGUGUGACAAUAUGGUGGAUUAUAACAUACUAAGAAACUUGACUGCAGCUAAUUGUGUCCAAGAGUUUUGUGUCCCUCCCUGCGCCCCAUAGCUGCUUUUUGGAUGUUAUCAGAGAAGGCGGAUGAAACAACUUCAAGACAACAUAAUGCAAAUGGUAGCAGAGGAAACUGUCUGCCUUUCUUUACACUGUGCGUGUGUAUGUAAAAAUUUGUGCUUCCUGUAAGUCUGUCUGUAACUACUUAAAGUGAGGAGAACCAUGUACUCAGCAACAGCACCCUUCUACAAAUGUUAGAUAAUCAGACAGCCACAAAAAGAGGAGGAAGAGCAAGAGGCUUUGAAAUGUGAAAUGAAUGUCCCUCGUUAUCCUGGGUACCACUUGCCAAGCCUUUACUUCUUUUUCACCUCUGUUCACACAGCGUAGAAGAGAUAGAAAGACCAGGCGAGGCAGAGCCAGAGAGGCAAGAAAGAGAAGAACAGAUCACACUACUGAAUUUGAAUGAGAAAUCCCUAACUGAACUACUUCCAUUAUUAGAUCUGUUAAUUCUGGGCAUCUUUUAAAGGGGCUCGUUAAUGCGCCAGCAAACUGUAGCUACAGCUUCUUCCCUUCUCUCUGUUUAACAGACAGAUUUGGCCGUUCACAGUAGAGGCUCCUGCCAGAGUGAUAGACUCAACACAGCCUUGUCAAUACAGUCUCAAGCUUUUGAUCGCCUAAUUACUCCCCUCGGUGGCUGGGGACUCAUUCAGCAGGGUGUUGAACACAGGGAAACAUGCUGAUAAAUAGAUUGAGAAGAAAUACAUGUUGUUUUCACUCUGGCGGGGAUAGGAACCCGUUGUUAAUGUUACAGCCCUACUGUUGUGUGAAACUCCAACUCUUAACACUACAGUAUAUUAGCCACGGUGCUUAAAUAAUACACUGAAUACACUGGUGGAUUUCCAUGUUUUAGGUAUUUAACUUCAAAUUGUGGACACUUUAUUUAUUGCUGAUAAUUAUUCAAAGCAUACCAUAUGUUUUAAAACAGACUUCCAAUCUCCCAAGUAGCCACUGCUUUUACAUCAAGUAAUUGUGUUUACAAGGAGCAUUAAAGAAUAAGGCUGGUGAUAUUUCAUAUUUUUCUUAUUGUCAACAAAUCCAAUGAAAAGACCAAAACCACCAAUAACCUGAUGAAUUGAUCUGACUUAUACUGUAAGUAGCCAAAGCCUCAUGUAGCUUAUUUAUCUGUGCUAGACCUCCAUUUUUUAAAAAAUGAUUAAAAACACAACAAUGAGUCACACUGUUUGCUAAUAACUAUUUUCAUAAAAAAGUUUAUAUUUGUGCCCAUUUUUUAAGAGUUGCGUCUUCAGUGAGACCAAAGGGGCUGCAGAAGUUGGAAAAUAUUGAGAGACAGACCAACACUUGGUGGUUCUGAUCUUUUCAUGGGAUUUGUUAACAAGAAGAAAAAUAUACAACAUUGCCAGCCUUAUUCCUUUGAGUCUGCUUUAUUUUUAGUACAAAAACACAUUACAAUUAAAACAGAUCAGCUUUAGGUCCGUGGUAAUAAAAUGAGGUGGGAUUACCGCAGCAUGAUUUCCCUUAAGUUUAACCAAACGUACCACUUUGUGAUCACUUUCAUGUGCUGCAGCUGUGCUCUCUGUGUACAACACCUCUGUGAAAGAGUCCCCUCGGAAGCAAAUGCCUGGUCUUUUGCUAAUAGUCCAUCAUCCCAGAGAUUAUGUAUUUUUUAUUAUUAUAUGACAUUGUUAUCAAGUGCUGUAUUAGCAUUUUCUGCACUGCAGGUCAUUGACUCACCAGUGUCUCAGUGUUUAUUGAAUCAGUUAUCUAAUCAGGUCCCAAAAUACUCACUGUAGAGUGAUUCACACACCCUUAGUUAUAGUUACUAUACUCAGUUAUAAAAAAGUCUUCAUUCUGCUGUGUUAAAUGAAAUGCUGACAUCCAAGAUUUGAAGGUUAGCUGAUGCAACAUUUUCAAUUCAGGAUAUAACUAAAUUUGCUAAGUGUUUGUGUUUGCUUAUUGUUUGUCUUUUAUGGUUUCAUUUCCUGACAGCAGAUUUUAUGAAUGUCAUGCUUUUCAGCAGCUGAUUCUCAAUUCUCGAAAGUCAGUGUUUCCUGCCGCCUUCUGUCUUUUCCUUUUCCUCUUUUUUGCCCUUUGAUUUGAAUGCCACCUCCAAUACAUAUAAAGCUGCUUCACUUUUAAUCAAGGAGCUACAUGCUAUCUUCUCAGAUCUCCACCAGUACAUAUUCAGCAGUAUUACAAAGUAUAUACAAACCCACCACUUCAGCCCUUUAUAAAUCCCCUGGAAAAAAAUAUGAAAUACUGGCAUUGUUGUCUGGGCAAACAUUGCAUUGCUGUACAAAAUUAUGCAUUUUGCAGUGAAACAGAUUUGUCGACACUGUUGUGCUCCAGAUAAUGAAUGAUAACAUUGUUUGCACACAUUAUGCUGUUUCUCUGAAUGAUUGCUGUCAGCAGAAGCAGGCCCAGAUUUGAUGUCUCUUUCUCUCUGUUUACUUCUGCCUUUGUGUUCAGAAUGCUGACAAGGCAACAGGAGCCAACCCCAUUCCACAAGAAGUCACAGUGUGUACACACACACACACACACACACACACACACACACACACACACACACACACACACACACACUGACAAACAAACAAACAAAAACACAAGCGGAGACACCGUCCACAUCUUCAUUUCUAAUUCCCUUGUUGUCUAAAGGUUGUAAACCCACUGGUUGUUUUUGUUGUUUUCAAAUGUGGCUCUUUUUUGUGUCUUUGGUUUGUUCUGUGUAUGAAUUCACAGCACCACAUAGCCAAUAAGUGGCUACCAACAGCUUUAAACCAUCAGCUGAAAGCAUUUAUUAGCUACAAAGCAUUAUUAUGGCGAGGCAAGAGGAAGGGUAGAAACCCUAAGCAGCCAAAAUAUUGCUAGUAUGAAUAAUUAUGAAGGGAAGGGAGGGUCACAAAACAGAUCAGAUGGGGUGUCUGAACAGUCACUCCGCAAAACAAACCUUUUUGUUUACUUUUAUGUUCUUUUCUUUAGUAUUUUUUCACAUUUCUAUACUAGUGCUAAAUGGAUUAUUAAAACUGAUGAUGAAUAUUAUGAUUCAAUUGUUGUUAUUAUUCCUAUUGAAGAGCAAGAGGUUCUAUAGUGUGAUUGUGGGUUGAGGUUGUGGGAUGGUGUUGGGACGAAGGUGCAAUGAUGUUCUUCAGAGAGAUCGCCCUGUUGUUCAAACCUAUAGACACACAAAUGUCUUUUGGAAUAAAAAUAUUCAAACAGU
Sander lucioperca (pikeperch) is the source of this 9689-nucleotide messenger RNA. RefSeq names its product glutamate receptor, ionotropic, kainate 5 (gene grik5). The transcript is spliced from 23 exons. Gene Ontology annotation, molecular function: transmitter-gated monoatomic ion channel activity involved in regulation of postsynaptic membrane potential; kainate selective glutamate receptor activity. Gene Ontology annotation, biological process: monoatomic ion transport; synaptic transmission, glutamatergic; modulation of chemical synaptic transmission. The record is from RefSeq and is a predicted model, not a curated record. Gene Ontology annotation, cellular component: postsynaptic membrane; presynaptic membrane; plasma membrane. The coding region runs from base 2630 to 5797 and encodes 1055 amino acids. Lineage: Eukaryota; Metazoa; Chordata; Actinopteri; Perciformes; Percidae.